AUGAGGCCUUCGUCGUUGGAUGCCUCGACGCCUUCUUCCAACAAGUAUCCCUUCUGGUUUGGAGGCAGCGCCAGCGCAAUGGCUACCUUGCUUACCCAUCCGCUGGACCUAGUAAAAGUCCGUAUACAGUCCGCAAUCACGCCAGCUCGGCUCUCUAUGGCAGGGAUGACCGCUCGUGUCAUCACCAGUGAGGGCUAUGUUGGUCUUUAUGCUGGCUUGAGUGCAGCCAUUCUCAGACAAUUCACCUACUCAACCAUCCGCUUCGGAGUCUAUGAGGAUCUCAAAUUACGUCUAAGUCAUGAUACUAGGACAUCUCACUCCCCCAUGGUGCUGAUCUCUUUAUCAGCUCUGUCAGGUUUUGUUGGCGGUAUGGCUGGUAACCCAGCAGACAUUGUCAACGUGCGGAUGCAGUCUGACAUGACAAGACCGCUAGCAGAGCAAAGGAACUACAAGCAUGUGUUUGAUGGUAUAACACAUAUCACCAGGACUGAGGGUUUAAGUUCUCUCUAUCGUGGAGUAGGCGCCAACGCCCUUCGUGCAUCUCUCAUGAACUCCUCGCAGCUGGCUUCUUACGACAUGGCCAAGGCAUCAUGCAUAAGGACAUUUGGGAUGGAUGAUGACAUCAUAACUCAUCUAGCAGCUUCUUCCCUUGCUGGUAUUGUAGCGACAACUGUUUGCUCGCCUGUAGACGUGGUCAAGACUCGCAUUAUGGGGUCAACAAAUGGGGAACAUGUAUGGCAGAUCAUAAAACGAUCAAUCUUGUCUGAAAGUCCAUUGUGGGUGUUUAAAGGAUGGGUUCCUAGCUUUCUGCGUCUUGGGCCUCAGACUAUCCUGACGCUUCUGAUUCUUGAGCAACACAAGAAGCUGUAUGCCAAGAUGGGCGUUUGA
Fusarium mangiferae is the source of this 888-nucleotide messenger RNA. RefSeq lists its product as uncharacterized. Gene Ontology annotation, biological process: thiosulfate transport; oxaloacetate transport; glycogen biosynthetic process. The record is from RefSeq and is a predicted model, not a curated record. Lineage: Eukaryota; Fungi; Ascomycota; Sordariomycetes; Hypocreales; Nectriaceae. Gene Ontology annotation, molecular function: succinate transmembrane transporter activity; malate transmembrane transporter activity; oxaloacetate transmembrane transporter activity. The transcript is spliced from 2 exons. Bases 1 to 888 code for a protein of 295 amino acids.